This is a messenger RNA of Dictyostelium purpureum, 1446 nucleotides long. RefSeq lists its product as uncharacterized. NCBI's taxonomy places the organism in Eukaryota, Evosea, Eumycetozoa, Dictyosteliales, Dictyosteliaceae. Gene Ontology annotation, biological process: ribosomal small subunit assembly; rRNA processing. The record is from RefSeq and is a predicted model, not a curated record. Gene Ontology annotation, cellular component: CURI complex; UTP-C complex. The coding region runs from base 1 to 1446 and encodes 481 amino acids. The transcript has a single exon.
AUGCAAAGAAAGAAAUUAGCUUCUAAAUUUUCAUUAAAAAAAAAACCAACUGAAACUACUACACCAAAAGUAGUAGAAGAAUCUGUAAAUAAUACUGAAGUAAUUGAAGAAAAAAUUAUAAUAACAAAACCAAUUUUAAAAAAGACUAAAGUUGAAAAAGAAGAAAAGAAAAAAGUCAUUUUCGAAACCAGUAAAAAUCAAACCCAAUUAUUUAAUAAAACAUUAAAGAUUUCAGAUAAACCAUUAGUUAUGCCAAAAGUUAUCAGUUGUGGUACUACCACCAACACAGCCACUACAUCAGAUACAGUCCCAAAAAAGUCAUUAACCUCUACAACUAAAUCAAAUAAAGCAACUGUUAAAAAAUCAGUUACAGAUAAAAAACCAAAAAAAUCAAAUAAAAAAGUUGUAGAGGAACCAAUUCAACAAAUAGAAGAGGAAGUUAAUGAUAUGGUUGAACAAGAGCAAACCAUUGAAGAGCCAGAACAAGAACAAGAACAAGAGCCAGAACAAGAACCAGAACAAGAACAAGAACCAGAGCAAAAACAAAAACCAGAACCAAAAAAUAAAAAUAAUAUUAAAAAUAUUAAAGAACAGCUUGUAGAUAAUAAAAAUAAAAAAUUAAAAAAACAAAAAGAAAUUGAUAGUUCAGAUAGUUCAGAUAGUGAUUCAGAAAUUAAAAAUAAAAAAGUUAAGGAUAGUACAAUUAGCGGAUUUAAUAUUCUACCAAUCACAAUCGAAAACUCAGUAUUUAAAAAAUAUCUAUAUAUUAAAAAAGAAACAUCAAAGAAAUGGCCAUCCAACAAGACAUUAUUUGUAACCAAUUUACCAAGUAAUUGUAAAACACUCGAUGAUAUUAAAAAGUUAUUUAAAUAUGAUUAUAUCGAAUCAGUUCACUUUGGACAACCAAAACCAAAAGAAGAGCAACCACAACAAUAUUAUGAUGAUGAAGAGGAAGCUGUAGAAAAGAUUGACGAAACAACAUUACAUGUAGCUCACAUCGUUAUGAACGAUCAAGAUUCACUCCAAUUGUUCUUAAAGAAAUCACACACACUUUUAAUUCAACAACCAGCAAUCAAUGGCAAUGGUUUCGAUUCAAUGACAAAUCAAUACAAUUCAAAUGUUAUCACCGACUAUGAUUUAUUACAGGAGAAAUUAGAUAGUAUAAUGAUGGAUUACGAUAGAAGAGCUUUAGAAACUAAAAAGAGAUCAAAACAAAGACAAGUCCCAGAUGCCGAUGGUUUUGUUACUGUUGGUCCAUCAAGUGCAAAGAUUAUGACAGCUGAAGAGGUUAAAGCUUUAAUAGCCAAAAAAGAGAAAAAGAACUUUUAUGCCUUCCAACAUAGACAACAAAAGAAAGAUGAAUUGGAAACCCUCAGAAAGAAAUUCGAAGAAGAUAAACAAAAAAUCGCCAAAAUUACAGCCGCUAGAAAAUUCAAACCAUAUUAA